AGCUCUACUGCAGUAGCACUAACGUUAACGGAGAUGCCGGCACUUCGCUAGGCUUGCUUCGCUCGACGUGAUACGGCACAUGGCUGGUCUCAAUGUGAUACCGGUCUCCAUCUUUGCUCCAUAUGGCCUCAAAGCUGCCCAAGUGUGGCACGGAUUCGAUCCUUCAAUCAUCGGCGUGUAUUAUCCGAUCAGGCUAUUACCAUGUGGAUGCUUGCGACCGUGCACGUGGGAUGCUAGUAACGUCGUGAUGGCUACGAACCACGAUGGGGCUUUCGCAGGGUGCUGUUUCUCUCCGCGCACGGGACAAAGUCCGACACGCUCGUGCGACGCGCAGAGUUGUCAAGACCUUUGUUUCACAACAUACUAAGGCAGGGUCACUCGUGCAGUGAACAACUAACAAUGUCUUCCUCAACUUACAUUGUGGAGCUUAUCCAGCAAGUCGCCACAGCAGCAAGCGACCUGAGCGAGGGAGGUCGUGCAGCGCUCAAUCAUGCCGCUCGAAAGCUUGCACAGGCGACAGCAGACCCUGAAGAGGAAGCUCUGCGAUUCGCCUUACAGCCGCUAUCGCAGGCCUCUCUAUGCGCUGCGAACAAGUGUGGUCUCCUAAAAGCAUGGGAGGGUUGCAAGACCUCCUCGCAGCUGGCCUCCGAGACUGGAGUCAACGAACGACUUGUGGCUCGGUUGAUGCGAGCUCUCGUCACCUAUGGCAUCUUCUCUGAAGCCGGCGAGGAGACGUAUGAGCAUAAUGUGCUGUCCCACGCAUUAUCCAUCUACCCUCUCAACCGUAACCUUAUGCCCAUGGCGCAGCGAGUAUUACCCGGCAUUGCGAGGUUGCCUGACUAUCUCGAGUCUAUAUCAUACCGUAAUCCGGGAGAUGACCCUUCAGACAAGACCAUGUUCUCGUUCGCGAACAAUACAGAUAUGGAACAUUUCCAGUGGUUACAGCAACGACCUGCACAGUUGAAAGCGUUCAAUGAGUCCAUGGCCGCUACCAUUGCCGUGGAACGAGCCUACUACAAGAAGGGAUUUGCGGACUUGUUCCCAUUCGAGCAGGAGCUUGGUGGCUCGGCUGAAGUUGAUGAGGUAGUGCUUGUCGACUGCGGUGGUGGUUACGGCCAUGUACUCGACGACAUUCGAAAACACAUCCCAACGUUGACCGGUCGCAUGGCGUUGGAAGACUUACCCAAAACCGUAGAAAAUGCCAUGAAGCUCGAAAACGUGGAUAUCGUGCCAUACAACUUCUUCACCACCGAGCAGCCGAUCAAAGGCGCUCGAGCGUACAUGUUCCGACAUGUUCUCGACGACUGGUCUGAUAGCCAGUGCGCCACCAUCCUGCGCAACACCAUCCCUGCAAUGGAACGUGGCAAGUCGCGCAUACUUCUUGUAGAAGUGGUGCUGCCACCAACAAAUGCUUCCUUGUACGGUGUCAUGAUGGACAUCAACCUCAUGCGUUACUUCGGCUCGAUCCGUACGGAAUCCCAGUGGCGGGAGUUGCUUGGAUCUGUUGGACUGUCCAUACGCAAGAUAUGGCCGCCAGCGCGACAUGAUAGUGUCAUUGAAGCUGUGCCGACGGCCUGGUUGGAUGACGGCGACGGAGCAGAGGAUAAAUAGAUGUUGUACAAUGUUGAGAAGGGAGGGUAUAUGUCCCAAAUCAUAAAGCUUACCGGUACACUACGGCCACUUGGCCAGCUCACAUGUCCACUUCACCAGCGGUGCUGCUCCUACGCAUACCGCUUUGUGUGUGCGUCCAUCGCCGCAGAUUUAUAUGACAGCAAAGUCUUCUGGCGCGUCCAUCAAUCCUAGCGUCCGUUCAUGCUCGUGGGCACUCAUCAUUGCUUUGGGUCAUCCACGCAUCAGUUAUCCUCGCCUCCGCUAGCCGGCUAGAAGCCAAAUGAACGGUGAAAAAGAUGCUGCACAGGCGCUCUUGGCCCAAUUGACCUGUGAAAGGGCAGAGGGUCCAUCGAUGACACCACAUACAGGUGGACUCGAAUGUCCAUCAGGCUAGAGACACAUGAUCCGAAGCGGGAGAAAGCUAGGGACACGUGGUCCGAAGCGGGAGGGAAAGCUAGAGACACAUGGUCCGAAGCGGGUGUUGCUACUAUGUUAGAGAG
Messenger RNA from Baudoinia panamericana UAMH 10762, 2111 nucleotides. RefSeq lists its product as uncharacterized. The transcript has 3 exons. The record is from RefSeq and is a predicted model, not a curated record. Gene Ontology annotation, molecular function: O-methyltransferase activity. The coding region runs from base 400 to 1611 and encodes 403 amino acids. NCBI's taxonomy places the organism in Eukaryota, Fungi, Ascomycota, Dothideomycetes, Mycosphaerellales, Teratosphaeriaceae.